Messenger RNA from Cokeromyces recurvatus, 1238 nucleotides. RefSeq lists its product as uncharacterized. The record is from RefSeq and is a predicted model, not a curated record. Bases 29 to 1195 code for a protein of 388 amino acids. NCBI's taxonomy places the organism in Eukaryota, Fungi, Mucoromycota, Mucoromycetes, Mucorales, Mucoraceae. The transcript has 5 exons.
AUUUUUUUUUUCUUUAAAACAAAAAGUAAUGCUUUCAUUACUUGCUAGUUUUAGUAUAAGCCUAAGUUGCUAUUUAUUUAUUUACACUACAAGACAAAUAUAUGGUUUAUUUCAAGAAAUAAAAUCAAUCGAUCCUUCUAAACCUAAUGCUCAAUGUUGGUUAGAGGCACUCAAUCUCCAAUGCAAUCAAUGGACUUGGAUGCCUGUUUUUAUUCGAGUGUAUUUAAUCGGUAUAUUUGAAACAAUUUAUAUUGUAGUUUGUAAGCGUGGUUUAUUUAAGGGAUCUACGACACAACAAUCGAAUGAAAACCAGAUUGAUGCUUUGAUUCAAUCUUAUACAAGAAAGGAAAGAACAGAGUUAGCAGUUAUUACAGGAGGUGACUCUGGUAUCGGGCUCGAGAUAAGCAAAGGAUUACUUUUAGCUGGUUAUCAUUUAAUCAUUGGUACUCGAUCUAUAAAAGAAUAUCAAAAUACGAUAACUAUGCUACAAAAUUCAACUGGAUCAGAUAAAGUUAGUUGUAUAGAGCUCGAUUUAAGCUCAUUUCGGUCUGUAAAUAAAUUUGUUGAGAAAGUAAAAUCAAAAGUUCCUGGAAAAGACAUUCAGUUACUUAUUAAUAAUGCUGGAAUUAUGAAUGUACCUUAUAAGAUGACAAAAGAUAAUUAUGAAUCACAGUGCCAAAUAAACUAUUUAUCUCCUAUUUUAUUAACACAGUCAUUAUUGCCCUGGAUAAAUAAGAAUACAGGACGUGUUUUAUUCGCAUCUAGCUCUACAUUGUAUGCAAUUAAUAAUUUGGAUACUACUUUUCCAUAUAAAAAAUACAAGCUAGAUGGUUUAAGCCAUUAUGCAUAUAGCAAAGCGUAUCUUAGUCAAUUUAUACCACAGCUUGCCAAAACAACACCUGUUAAAAUAUUUGCUUAUCAUCCUGGUACAGUCCGUACCAAGUUAUUCAAACAUACAACUUUAUUUAAUCUACCUUUCCUCUCUAAAAUAUUUGAUUUCAUCAUGUUAACAGCAAAAGAAGGCAGCCAAACACCGUUGUACUUGUGUUUAACAGAGAAUCUUGAAGGAACAGGGACUUAUUGGGCUAACACACAUAUCCAAAAGGUUCCUUCUGUUGCAGUUGAUGGAAGCAAAGAUAAUAUUAAAAAGUUAUGGAGCGACAUAAUGUUGAAAUGUAAUUUAAAAGUUCAAUAAUAAUAAUAAUAAUAAAAAAGAAUAGGAUAUAUUAAUACCCCCC